ACCUACCGGAAAAUCCAAUUGCGCCGCGGACAGACGCGUUAUACCCAAGACAAUACAGUCCACAGUACUUCGAUUGAAUAGCUAGAGUGUGCUCUUCUUUAGGUCUGUUUUCUUCACUAGGAUCUGAGUCGUCGAAGCUCGUCGGUAAAUUUCAAAGGGUCAGAAUACUCGUCGAGAGACUGGGAAUCGUCGAGUCGGUUAAGGUGGCCUUGAACUCUGUAUCUAUCCGUAGUAAUUAGCGCCCAAUUCUUUAUGUGGUAUGGAUAGGGCAAAUUCCGGACUUGUAUCCCCUUAACGACAUCAGAUAAUAGAACAUUUCCCGCACGAGAAUCAUGGAAUUCACAAGAGUGGAUCAAAUACUCCUAAGAGUUUAUCACGACGCAGAGGCCGGAUCUUCGAUGGCCCAAUACAAGCCAUCCGGAUCCAAAUCCGACGUAAGUUGAUGAGAAUGGUAUCCAGAUGGCAGGAAAUCUCGCAGGAAUAGACUGCCGUAUGUGGUUACUUUAAAGUUCCUAAAUUCUCUUUUCCAUUUCUACAAUUCUGUCAACUAUCUUGUAGCGUUGUAAGCACUUAUUUGCAAGAGGAUCUCCACAGAUCUUCCCACCAUGGUAUAUUCCACCCCCAUAGGGUCUGAUGAGUCCGAGCUUCAAGCAUAUACUGCCGGUACUCGAACGGACUUAUGAAAUCGCACUACGCUCAAUAAUAUUGAGAGCCUCAACACUGUUGGUGGCAGUGGAAGCUUACAAAACUUUAAUGUAGCUAACUUCGGAAGCUGUUGCGAACAAUGGAGCUCCAGCGGAAUUUCCCUCAAUCUUAACAACCUUCUCUCAUUCUUUUUGGACCCGAGGAUAUUAGCAGCACGGGAGCAAAGUAUUUGGAGGUGAAAUUUCACAAGACGCUCUUCAAACUGACACCUCUCAUCGAUCAACCACCGACCAGAGGCAUACACGAAGAGUCCACUAGGGUCUUCAAUUCUCAGGUCUACCAGUCCGUGACAAAAUUAAAAGAAUCAAGUAGUCACUAUACAAACUGGCACUUCCAGAGUUCGUGAAGCCCCAGGAACCACUGAUCAAUCUGUUGUUAAUGGGAAGACGAGAUAAUAAACGAAAACUCGGUAACUUUCAUUUUAUUUAAGUAUUAAAUGCAGAUCAAGCAAGCCCUGAGAACGUGCUGCCUGCCCUGACACUACUAAUUGAAGUUGGCAAUCUGUAUAAAGUUAGAGUGAGCAAUUUUUGAGGCUCAAAAAUAGUGGAUGGAGUACCAGAUGUAACUAAGUAUCCUAGUAAACACAAGCUAACAGGAACAAUUAAGGAAGAAAGUAAAGGAGACAUUUUGACCUGCUCGCCGACACCAAUCCGAAAGUUUCUGACGCCAAAGAUAUCGGAGCGGAUAGUGAGUUGUCAAGUUAUCCAUUUUAUGUUCUAUAUCAUUAUAGAUCAUCAUCCCUAGAUAAGAUUGAUAAGAUCUUCUUGUUGCACAUGGUCUAGUAAGGUUUGAAAGUUUAUUACAUAACAGUUAUCAGGCGACUGUAUUAGGUAAUAUCAGUUAGUUACGCUAGUGCUUUAAUAAUUGAAACUCUAAAAGUUCCACUCUCCAUGGAUGCGGGAGACUCCGUAGAAAUAAAAGCGUUCCGGAAACCUCCCCCCCUUUAUUUCGGUCUGCGAUAUUCCUCAGGAACAGACGAAGAAAAGGGCCAUAAGGGAGAGACGACGUUUGUAUUCUAUCUAAAUUUGUCUCAGAGCAAUACUCGGUACAAUUCACAAUGGCAUCUCAGGAUACACCAAUGUCGGCUGCGCAUCUGCCACUAGAAGCAGCCAGCAUUGCUAGUAGCUCGCCGACCCAACAGAUCGCUGUCUUGGAUAUUCUUUUUGAACCAUCCCAGAAUCUUCAUGACCUAGCUCUUCCCCUGCUCCAGACACCCUUUAAUUCAUAUAGGGAGCUUAUCAAUCGCGUACGGGCUGAACUCCACCAACUAGCCGAGAGAGCAGCCACGAACGAGACCGACAAGAAAAUCCUGUAUGAUAUCCUAGGCUCCCAUCCCCGCCUUGGUGCCCCAAAAAGCUCCCAUUUGAGCGAAUUUAGCAGACGGGAACAAGCAAAACUUGCUACCGCUACCGCUGCUGCUACUUCCCCAGGACAAGGGGCCGAAGAUGAAGCUGAUCGGUUAAGGAAAUUGAACGAGGAAUAUGAAAGGACCUUUCCAGGUUUACGAUAUGUGUGAGCAUGUCUUAUAUCAAUCAUACACUUUCAUCUCUCUCAUAUAUGCAUGCAUGUGAGCGUUAAUUUUAAUUUUGUUGUGCAGAGUGUUUGUCUGUGGACGAGGGAGGGAUGUUAUCAUGGAAGACAUGCGUCGUCGCAUUGAUGCCGCCGAUGUCUCGUCUGAAAUUGAUACUACUAUCAUGGUGAGUUCAUUCUCACGUCCCGGAUUCCGUUGAUCUUCAAUUUCCUUCCUAUUUUCGAGCAAAGUAACAUAACGUCUACCGUCGUUCUAGGCUAUGUGUGAUAUUGCCAAUGAUAGAGCUUCUAAGUCAGGGGUACACUGACGGCAAGCUUAAAGUUGGAUUGUGCUACAGGCAGUAGGCACUGCUAAAUAAGGACAUACCAGCCCUUCAUAUAAAUAAACGAUAACACUCCCUCUACCCUUCCCUUCCAUCCUCUUUUUUUCGUCUCUACCACUUCGAGUUGGAUUCUCAAGAUUCGAAAUAUGGGCAAUGUCAUCGAUCGCGUGGAAAUCUAUACUAAAUUUAGAAACAUACACUUGAUUCAGCAAAUAUUACAAGCAUGUCUUUAAUGCCAGCAGGAACCAAUAAGAGCGCUAGAUCUUAAAGUUCUGUAUGUAUUGGAAUUGUAUCAGAAUUACUGGAUUAAUAUUCUUCCACAGUUAUCUAAUCUGAUUAGAUUGCCGGCCCGAAUGUUACUCCGACGGCGGGUAUUUCCCUUCUUGGAAAGAGGUAUUUACUUUUUGCCCGGAUUAUUGAAUACCUAGGUAUUCUUUUCAAGGAUGCCGGACGAACUCGCGAAAUAUCUCCCAUUCUUCACAGUUUCCCUAACCCUCUGUAUACAAUGAGCGGGUGAUGGUCGAAGGCCCGGUAUGGAUCACAUGAAUUUCUUCUUCUUUGUGACGUGGUCUUGUCUUCUUGAGCGCUGUUGAAUAAUGGCGGAUACUUCGG
Molecule: messenger RNA, 3170 nt
Organism: Trichophyton rubrum CBS 118892
Lineage: Eukaryota; Fungi; Ascomycota; Eurotiomycetes; Onygenales; Arthrodermataceae
Exons: 1
Coding region: 1763-2221 (152 amino acids)
Source: RefSeq, a predicted model, not a curated record